AACUAUUAAAGGUAUUUAUCUAAAGUAUUUUUAACAUUUUCAACUUUCUCCCGUCCUAAUUCUUACAUUUCUUUCUAUUUUUAAGCUUCCCACAAGGUCAAUUUAUGAAGAGCUGUAUUCCAUGGAUUUUGAAAACUACACCAUUUUUCUUCAAACGAAAAGAGAUAUGUUUGUUUACUGUACUUUGGGAUUAACGGGGAACGAUGUUCGUGAACAUGAUGACUGCCGGUACUAUUUUACACGCUCAGAGUUUAGUCCAAAAACUGAGUCCCCAAUUGUCAGUUCCUGUUUUACUUUCAAUUCUAUGAUUGGAAAGCCUAACACCAGCUCAGAAACUGCACCUGCCGGGGCUUAUUUUACCUCUACAUUGAACCUUGACCCAGUGAGACAUCCGCCAUUUAUCAAUAAAACAAAAGCACAAAUCUCAUUUCACAAUUCUCGACAGUUAAUAGAUCCCUACGAGGAAGGAUUUUCAAUGGAGCUGGGAAAAAAGUAUACUUUUCAGACGAUCACACCAGAAAUGUCAAAAGAAAUUUCUGACUGCCAGAUUAAAAACUGUGGACCAGCCUGCUUUGACGUGUUCUACGAAGUUUCUAGGGAUGUUUCUGAAAUUCGUGAAGGGAGAUGUGGUGAUGAAGAAGAAAGUAAUAUGUUUGCAGAGUGGAUUGAAAUUUCUAUUGACCUGAGCAACUUGGAAAUUACUACAUAUAACUCUAGUCCUAAAUUUGAAAGCAUUGAACUUUUUGGUAACAUUGGAGGCUAUGUGGGUAUGUGGCUGGGUAUAUCAUUAGUUGCAGUUUUCGAUUUCUUGAGUACAGCGCUUGCUUUGCUGAAAUUUCCUUUUCGAAAUUUUACUAUUAAAAAGACCAGAGUACUGAGAAUAAAUCAUCAAGAAAGGAACAAGAAUGUCAAAAACAGAAAAAACAAAUUUUGGUCCAAAUAUUUGACGAACGUUUUUCGGGAUUCGAUGCUGACUGGCGUUCCUCAAAUUCUUAUGGCUGAGAGUAAAACCAAGAAAUACGCUCUUCUAUUGGUAUUUCUGUCCUGUUUAGCGGGAUAUACUUAUCAAUCUUCUGAAUUACUGAAACUGUUUUGGAAGUAUGAAACUGUUGUUGAUAUACAACUAACUAACAGUAAAGUGACAGAAUUACCUUCCAUCACCAUUUGUAAUUAUGAUGGAUCAAAUAUAUCGAAAAUAUGUGAGGAGAUUAAACCAGAUUGGUGCAAGAUAUUAUGGGAAGAAUAUCGACGAUAUCAUCCACUUGAAUGUAAUUGCUUACCGGAGCGUAUUUGCGAAAAUGGCUUUUUGAUAGAUAAAAUGGCUCUACCUCUUUCUAGAUAUAAUGACAUAGCUACAUUUCCACCCAAUGAACGUCUAGAGUAUAUUCAAGAUUUAAAUGAUGUAAUACGUGGCUGUUCCUUCGUUGUGCAUGGUAAACAUCCCGAGGAUUGUGACUUGUCAUAUUUCAAAAAGUCAAGUGUUUCCACACCCACUGGGCCAGGUUUUUUGAGUGGCUGUUGGACAUUGAAUACUCUUUUUGGAAGACCAAAUGCAAAGCCAAGUGUAAUAACUUCGAGUGGGACUAUAGUUCUCAAUAUAUCCAUUGAUGAAAGGGAAUAUAUAUAUCUUUAUCAUCCUCCAGAAGGGUUAAUAUCCAUACACAAUCCGUACCGCAUUGUCAAUCCUCACAUUGAAGGCUUCACUUUAUCUUUGAAAACACAACAACAUACUUUUCAUUUAAAGAAGGUGGUGAAGAAACUUCUUCCAUAUCCAUAUGACACGAAUUGCAUUGAUUACAUGUCCAGAUGGAAGGAAAGAGGAGGCAGGGGACCAAUGAAUGAUGUUGAAUGCUAUAAUGAAUGCCAAUUAAAUAUUAGCUUAAAAGACAUUGGUUGCCUUUAUCAAAAGAUGAGACCAUACUCAAUGGAAAGCAUUAUCUGUCCUGAUGCUAUAAGUGAUUUUGAGAAAUAUAUGGGUUUUAAGAGCUCAGUUGAAAAGAAGAGAAUUAAAACAUUUCAUUCAACCGAAUUCCGUCAAAAAAUUGAAGAGUGUGCGAAAAAGAAUUGUGGACCUGCUUGUUACGAAGAAUCCUACCAAGUACUUAAAUAUGAAGAUGAUGUGCAAAACAAGGACCAAUGUAAUAAACAUUCGAAAGAUAACAAGCAGAAGAACAACAAAUCAAACUUAAUUCAUAAUAUAACUGUGAUUGUUAAUUUGAAUGAGAUGCCGACUACAACAUAUUCUUAUAGACCGAAAUUGGAGAGUGUGGAGUUAUGGAGUAACAUAGGAGGCUACAUAGGAAUAUGGCUUGGAAUAUCUUUAAUCGCUUUGUGCGAUUUUUUCGAUACAAUAAUUGGUAUCCCUUUUCAUCUUUAUCAGAAGCUUCAUGUCAGAGCUUAAACAUUUGUAAUGCGAAUUUUCAAGCGCUAAAGUUUCUUCGUAUAAAUAAUUGCAAACUUAAAUAUCUAUCCUGUAUGGAAAUAUGUGUUAAAUUAAUGCUUGAAUAGCUUUUGUGA
This is a messenger RNA of Parasteatoda tepidariorum (common house spider), 2517 nucleotides long. The record is from RefSeq and is a predicted model, not a curated record. NCBI's taxonomy places the organism in Eukaryota, Metazoa, Arthropoda, Arachnida, Araneae, Theridiidae.